UUGGGGCUGGUCCGGGACCGGAAGUGCGUGGGCUUCCCGGCUGGCCCUCCUUAGGGUUUUCAGGAAACCUGGAAGCGGCGGCGAUAGUUGGAGUCUAAACACUCUUGUGACGGUCUCCGGGUGCCCUGUGAGAGGAAAGGGGAGGAUGCCACUGGGAUCAUCUUCCUCUUCAAUGCCGCUAUCCUUCCCUUCUCCCUUACCCUCGGUACCAGACAAUAUUUCUAACUCUUCCCCUCCCCCAAUGUCUUACAUCACUUCCCAGGAGAUGAAGUGUAUUCUUCACUGGUUUGCCAGCUGGUCAGGUCCUCAGCGUGAACGUUUCCUACAGGACCUGGUAGCUAAGGCAGUACCGGGAAAAUUGCAGCCACUGCUGGAAAGUCUGGAGCAGCUUAGCGUGUCUGGAGCAAACCGACCACCUUGUAUCUUUGAGUGCCAGCUACGUCUUUGGGAUCAGUGGUUUCGAGGUUGGGCUGAGCAGGAGCGCAAUGAAUUUGUCAGGCAGCUGGAGGUCAGUGAGCCAGACUUCGUGGCAAAGUUUUACCAAGCAGUGGCUGCUACCGCUGGUAAAGACUGAUAGGCCUUAAAAUCAAAGAAGAUAACCAGAGCUGAUGGAGCCGAGGCCACAACUUUACCAUGAGAACUUCAAAUGUAUCACUUAAAGGCCUGGGGAUGGUGUCCCGAUCAGCUGACUGAACUCGCUGACCAGUACAGGCCUGGUGAUUUCAACAGCCGAUCAACUGGACUUCUAGUGUGAAUGUUUUCCAUCUAAGCAAAUCCAGAUCAGCAGUCUGUCUCCUAGCUUACUUCUUUCCAAGAGAUGUCAAAUCCUCAAGAAUUUAAAGACUUCUUUUACAACUAUAACCGAAAGGAAUCUACACAUUAUAACUCAAGCCUACUGCUGGCCCAUAGGGGUAUAAAGUAGAGCCCUUGUACUCCAGAAACAAGAGAGAAGGACAAUAAAAGGUCAUGUUUUUAUAAUUUAGCUGGAUUCAGAUGGCUGCUUUCACCACUGUUACCAAAUUCUGGCAUAAUUAUGUGAUAUCCCAACUACUAGCCUUCCUAGUGAUGAUUUAGUAAAAUUAUGGAAAAAUCAGGAGAUGGAGAUAAUUAGCUGCUCCUUCCUCCACACUGAUGUUUGUUUGAAUCCAAGUAGCAAUGACUUUUUUCUAAAGUAUAUGUGACAUCCUUGGAGCUGGUAUGAGAUGUUCCUAUUCUAUAAGUUUGCUUUACAAUAAUAUGAAA
This is a messenger RNA of Eubalaena glacialis (North Atlantic right whale), 1242 nucleotides long. RefSeq names its product chromosome 2 C14orf119 homolog (gene C2H14orf119). The transcript has 2 exons. The record is from RefSeq and is a predicted model, not a curated record. NCBI's taxonomy places the organism in Eukaryota, Metazoa, Chordata, Mammalia, Artiodactyla, Balaenidae. Bases 146 to 574 code for a protein of 142 amino acids.